GUAUAAAACUGUUUUAUAAUGUGGAAGGCCUUACACAUAAUGGAAGGACAGAAUGCACUGAAAUUCUGAAAAGGGGAUACUUGUUAGGAGUUUUACCAGGUGGAGCCCGAGAAGCACUCUUUAGUGAUGAGAACUAUGACUUUUUAUGGGGUAGCCGCACAGGGUUUGCUCAUGUGGCUAGAGAUGCAAAAGUGCCUGUCAUUCCUAUGUUUACAAAAAAUCUACGGGAAGGAUACAGAACACUUGGGAAAAUAUGGCCAUUCAAAUGGCUGUAUGAACGUACCCGAUGGCCAAUUGUUCCUGUUUAUGGUGGAUUCCCUGUGAAAUUUUGCACAUAUGUAGGAGAUCCCAUUCCUUAUGAUCCAAAUAUAUCAGCUGAAGAAUUAGCUGAAAAGACUAAAAGUGCAAUAAAAGAUCUCAGAGAUAAACACCAAGAAAUACCAGGUAGCAUACAAAGAGCAUUACUGGAACGGUUUGAGAAACACCCUGAGAAAUAA
Molecule: messenger RNA, 497 nt
Organism: Python bivittatus (Burmese python)
Lineage: Eukaryota; Metazoa; Chordata; Lepidosauria; Squamata; Pythonidae
Source: RefSeq, a predicted model, not a curated record